AUGCAUUUAAAUCGCACAAAUGAGAAUAUCAUUUAGACAUUAAGAAAAGCUUCUCACUUGAGGAAUUCUAUAGAAAUAGAUGCCCUGAUUAAGUUUACUUCUUAAAUUCCAUUGUUUUAAAGCUAUAUUGAGUAGAAAUUAGAUUAGAUUCAUAAAAAAUGUUGCGAGCUAAUGAAGUUAGAGUCGUUUUCAAAAGAUUAGAUUGUCUAUCAUAUAGAUAGCUUUAGCUAAAAAUUUUUUGUUGUUCUCGAUGGUAAAGUAGGAGUAUAUACGAAGAUAAAAGAUUAAAAUGAAUAAAAUAACUCUAACGAUUCAUUGGACUAUAAAAUUAGUGAAAGGCAUAACAAAAAGAGCAAAAAAUUGUUAUAAUUUGUUAAAGAAUUAGGUCCUGGUUCAUCUUUUGGUGAAUUAGAUUUAGAGGGUGAUAAACCCAGAGAAGAAACAAUUAAAUGUCUCUCAGAUUGCAGCUUUGCUAUUUUAAACAAAAGAGAGUUUUAAACUUUAAUUAGAUAAUUUGAAGAGGAAAAGCUACUAAAGGAAAUGGGGUUUUUCGCAAAGCUGCCUAUAUUUUAAGGAUGGUAUUUUACCAAAAUUAGAGAUAUUUAUUAGUCAACUAUUAAAAUGAAACUUAAGAAAAACAGUAUUGUAUUUAAAGAAGGUUAGAUAUGUUAAUAUGUAUAUAUAAUAGCUUAAGGAGAUUUUGUCGCUAAAAUGAAAUUUGAAUAAUAUAGUGGAAUAAAUGAUAUUUUAGUUGAAGACUAGAAAUCUAUUUAUAAAAAUGAAUUUUCUUCUAAAAAAGACUUAAAAAUUUCUGUAUUGUCGUAUCCUGAAAUGUUUGGUGAAGAAGAUAUAAUAAAGCAGUAAAAUAGGAGCUACUCAGUUAUUUGUGAAAGCAGUGAAGGCUGUCUACUAGCAAUUAGUAAGGAAGAUUUUAUUAAUAAAAUCAUGAUAGACAGUAAUUCUAACUAGUUUAUCAUGCAAAGAAUGGAAAAUAAAUCGUCUAAUACUACAAACAGAGUUUAGAAUAUAGAGAAUUUGCUAUCUCAAUAUUCAAAUUUUGUUAUUGAUGAUAAAAGCAAUAAGAGUAAAGAAAGAGAAAGUUUCAGCAGCUAAGUUAAUAAUAAUCAAAGAAGAUCAACUUUUAUAACUUAUUCUUAAUCUAAUUCUUUUAUGAUCCCUGAAAAUAAGCAGAAAGAGAAUAUUCCAAUUAGAUUUCCAUCACCAAAUAAGAGUAAAAAUGAAGUCAGUGAGGAUCAAAAUGAGAUAGCUUUACCUAAAAAUGAGUAUUUUCUACAAGAAAUAUAAUAAUUUAAUUAAUUUGGAUAUAACGAAUCUUUCGAAGAAGAGAACCCAAUGAUACCUACAUCACCUAUCCGAGAUAAGAAAAAAAAAAGAACAAUAAAUUUAGAUUAGCUCUAAAGACCUGGUUCAAUACAUCUUUUAAUAGAAUAAGACAACAUAAAUAAUUAAUAGGAGUAGGUUUCUCCAAUUAACAAGCAGAGAUUAUACAAAUCAUAAAGCUAAUCAUUUAUGAAUUUAUAGCCAACUACAAAUUAAGCUACAACAGAUAAAUAUAUAUUUAAACUUAAAGAAAACUAUUAAAGCUCGUUGCAACAAAAACUAAGUGUUGAAAAAGCUUUAGAGCAACAACAGGAGAUGGUUUCUUCUAAAAAAUAAAGGUUGAGAGAAUCGUUAACUAAAGAUCCAUUAUCUGAAGGAUUUAAAAAGUAACUACAAAUAAGAUUCUUCAACUAAUUUAGAGAAACAAGUUUAAAGUCAUUAUAAGAUCAUAUUCCUCAAUAAAUAGUUUAAGAGACACCAAAAAACAUCAAUGAAAAUAGUUUGACAAAAUACAGAAUAGAUUUAAUGAAAAACAAUAAAAUAAUUAUACCAUAUUCAGGUAAAUCAGGAGUUAAAAACUAUUUAAGAGACAUGCAAAAAAAAGUUGAUGAAAAAUUAAAAAAAGAAAAUGAAAAUACUCCUCAGUCUUCUGAUAAUAAAGAGCAAGAAUUUACAAACAACAAUAAAAGAUCAAAGUCUGUCUUUUUUGAGAGAAACAAAGAUCAAUCAGUUAAUUAAAUUCAAAAUAUUAUGCUUGGAAAAAUUAUAAAUAAUUAUAUGGAGAAAACUCAACAAUCUCAAGGAAAUUAAAAUGAUUAGAGAGUUUUAAAAUUUAAAAUGACACAAAACUCAAAGUAAAAUUCCUGUUCAGAUUAAAGACCAAAUUAGAAUUAAAUUUCAAAUUAAGAUUCACUAUAAAAAAUGCAAGCAGAUUCUAGAAAAAGCUCUAUUUCAAAUAUGUCUAAUACUUAGAAGUAAAUAAAUAUAUCAACAGUAAUGGAGUUUAAAAUAAAAAAGUAAGAUAUUACUCCUCACAAAUUAGGAUCAAAAGCUACUUCAACAAGAAGCAUAUAAUCUAGUUUAUCUUAAUUCUCUCAAAUAACGCCUAUACAUAAUAUGAAUUUGAAAAUAAACUAGAGAGAUGUUAGUCCCUUAAUCAAAAGAAUUAAGUAAUCAUAAUUGCUUCCAUUAACUUAAAGCUCAAUUAUAACAAAACAAAAUUUAAUUUAAGAGUAUCAAAAGAAUAGUUAUCAUAUUUCUACUCAUAUAAAAAUACAAUAAGCACCUACAUAAACUAUCACUAAUUUAUCUUAGUCUGAAAACCAAAGUUAGUCUAACAUAAAUAAUUAGUAUUCUGUAUAAUCAUUUACAGAUUGUUUGGAAGGUGUAAGAAGUAAAUCACUUAACAAUUUAAGUAAAAUUUAAAAUAACUCGUCUGUAAAAAUGAACACUUUUGCAAAAAUAAGUCCAAAUUUAUCUCCUUCAAAAAGAAAAAAUAUAUAAUAAAUGCCUUUAUAUAAAUUUUAAAUACACCAACAAGCAAAUAACAGAUGCUAAUCAGAAAAUUAAGAUAAUAUAAAUAAUCUAGGUAAAUAAAUAAAUAUUCAAAAUAACUUUAUUAUUUCAUCAAAAGCUAAAUAUACAAAUUAAAAUUGA
Molecule: messenger RNA, 2997 nt
Organism: Tetrahymena thermophila SB210
Lineage: Eukaryota; Ciliophora; Oligohymenophorea; Hymenostomatida; Tetrahymenidae
Product: cyclic nucleotide-binding domain protein
Exons: 8
Source: RefSeq, a predicted model, not a curated record